AUUGGUUUUGCGCACAAACCAUGCAGCGCUUGAAGAGCUGACAGCAGACAACUGGCGCCUCAAGAGACUUUCAUUCAUUUGAAAAUCUCAUGAGGAGCAAAGUGUGACGGUGGCCAGUGAAGAAGAUAUGGAGACACCGGCGGAGACGUCUCCUCCGGCCACUGAGGUCCUUGAGAAAUGUGAGGACGGAUCGCGUGGCAGCCUGCUGCAUAUGGAGGAGAAGUCGUUCGUCUCAAGUCUGCACGCCUUCAUGAAGGAGAGGGGCUCGCCCAUUGAAAGGAUUCCACAUUUGGGCUUUAAACAGAUUGACCUUUGGAUGAUCUACAAGGCGGUUGAGAAACUGGGUGGAUACAAUUCAGUGACAGCGCGACGCCUGUGGAAGAAAGUGUACGAUGAACUGGGAGGCAGUGCCGGUAGCACCAGUGCUGCCACCUGCACUCGCAGACACUACGAGAGGCUGCUGUUGCCCUACGAAAGACAUCGAAGAGGAGAAGACGAUAAGCCUUUGCCCCUCAGCAAGCCAAGGAAGCCCUAUAAGAGGAAUUCGGGGGGGAAGACGAACAAAGCAGAGUGGAAGGGGAAAGGAAAUAUGUCGGAAAGAGAAAAAGAUUCUGCGCGGCUGCUUUCGGAGGCCGCAAGUCAGAGUGAAGCAGCGCCGCGUGCCGGUUCUGCUCUGUGGUCGCGGACCGCUGACAGGCACCAGCCGCAAGUGUCCCCGGCGCCUGGCCUUUAUGCCAAUUGCCACCCGCCGCACGGCCCGGCGGCAUCGCCCUGGCCCGCAAACCUCGGAAAGGUCAUCUCUCCUCUGGAGAAAAAGAAGCGCUUAGCCCAGGCGAGCCUUCUGGCCAAUCCGCAGGGGGAGGAGCAAGACAGGCCUUCUGUUAUCCAGCGCUCCGUGUCUCCAGCCUCAGGCAGCCACAAGUGCGACUCCUCCGACGGCUCGCCUCGUCCUCUCUCUUCCUCCUCCUUCUCCUCCAGGAGCCCAUCCCCGUGCUCCAUCUCGUCAGAUGAUGAAAAUAACUCAGCUGCGGCCCCAGACUGUUUCGUCCGAAGUGAUGACGCGCCCAAGAGACCAAUGUCAAAAGAUCCAGCAGGAGAGAGUAAAGACAGAAAUCAAGCCACAUUUUUAAAGGACAAAGAUCACAUUGAAGACGUCGACUGGAAGCCGAAUGUUGCCAGCAAAGACCUCAAAAUUCCGACAAAGUCUGCACAGCUUCCGCGGCCUGCUCCAAUCCGGCCAGGCCGCAGAAUCCCGCACGACGCUUCGACGCAUCACAACAAGUCUUUCCCGUUGCCCUGGGAGACGUUCACGGCAAUGCCAGCGAAGUUUCCUCCCGCCCAGCAGCGGCUAGCCCACGCCACUUGGGUUGCGCCGCCUUACGACAUUUCGGGCAGAGAUUCUCACCUGCGGACGGCGCCGCGGCAGCCGGCCUUCCUCCCCAGGAUGAGAAUACCUCAGACUCAGCUGACGUACCGCUAUGUUCCUGCCAACGCAACUCACUCUGCCCUCAUCUACCCGUACCCGUACUCCAUCCCUCUGUGGGGUCCCCACACUUCGUACCCCUCCCCCACCGUCAACACGUUUCAUACUCAACACAAACUAUGACUCUUUCUCUUUAUCUGCACGUGUCAGCAAUUUCUGCUUUGGAAUUUUUUGUUGUUGUUAUGACCUUUUGUAUGACUCUCAGAAGCAUUGGAGCAUUCUGUGAUUCACGGUGUUGUCUACCACCUGCGCCAUUACACACAUCAGUAGUGUGCCACGAGAGAUCACCAGGUGUGUGUGCUGUGGAAACAUGAAGCAAUUUCACUUAAUUGGUCCGAAAAUUACUUAUUUUAUAAGAAUAUAACAAAAAAAUUGGUCUUUUUUUCAUUUGGUUAUGCCAGCUAUGUAUAGCGACAGGCACAAAAACUAAACGUUUGCCCACUAGAUGGCAGACGGUACAAUUAACCAGUCUACCCGCAUAGUGCUAUUCAUACAACAGAAUAAUAGUUUUGUGUUCAACUAGGGCCCACAUUUAACUCUGAGUAAGUAAAUUGGAAUACCUUGAGACGUUAUCAACGGCACAAAAUACAGUAAACAGAAGCACAUUCUUAGCACAUCUGCCGCUAGCGUCAACUAACACUGUCACUGAACAUCAGAGUGGCUAAACCUCUAGCCAGGAAAUAGCUAGCCAAUAGUAUGUCCUCAUAUGCUGCCUUCAACGUCACUCAACAGACCACACCUGCCUUUUUAAGGAAUAUACACGUUCACAGUCACAGUUUGGAUAGUGCAGAAUGUGUGGAUGGUGACCCGAAGUGGACAAAAAUAAUAACUGCACCUGACAAUCAUGUACUGCUUUGUGGUGUUACAGUGUAUGUAUGUGUGAGCUUUCCAAUAUAUAUAAAUAAUACAAUAAAU
Molecule: messenger RNA, 2398 nt
Organism: Phycodurus eques (leafy seadragon)
Lineage: Eukaryota; Metazoa; Chordata; Actinopteri; Syngnathiformes; Syngnathidae
Gene: arid5a
Product: AT-rich interactive domain 5A
Exons: 7
Coding region: 128-1606 (492 amino acids)
Biological process (GO): regulation of transcription by RNA polymerase II
Cellular component (GO): nucleus
Molecular function (GO): transcription cis-regulatory region binding
Source: RefSeq, a predicted model, not a curated record